AUGGCGGACUACGAUGAAGGCUACGAGUACGAGGAGGAGUAUAGCGAUGAUAACACCAUUACUCCAGAAGACUGCUGGACUGUUAUUGGCUCUUACUUCAAGAGGAAGGGUUUAGUUUCCCAACAGAUUGACUCUUUCAACGACUUCCAAGAAACUACCAUUCAAGAAUUGAUCGAAGAGUACUCGCAGAUCAGCGUCGAUGAGCCCAGUCCCAAUUCCAAUGAUGCCCGAACCGUCGCACUCCGUCGAUAUGACCUCAAACUUGGGCAUGUGACCAUUGCCCGUCCCGUCGCCAUGGAGAGCGACAACACCUCGGGUCCUCUCCUCCCUUAUGAAUGUCGCGAUCGAAAUAUGACGUAUGCAGCACCGAUCUAUGUGAAAGUAGAUAGUAAAGUUACCGUCUGUAUCGAACAAGACAUUCCCCUCCACGAGAUGGACGAGGAGCAGCAGGCCGAGGCGCACAGUACUGGGAAGCACCCGACUCGCUUGAUUUGGGAGGAAGACACCAACGUAUUAGACUCCGAGGGCGGCCAAAGCAAGACUAGUGAUCAAGUUUUUAUCGGCAAGCUCCCGAUCAUGGUGAAGUCCAAGGCAUGCCAUCUGAGCGGCGAGACUGAAGAUGAUCUAUUCAUGUUGAACGAGUGCCCAUACGACCAAGGUGGUUAUUUUAUUAUCAACGGAAGCGAGAAGGUCCUCAUCGCACAGGAACGGUCCGCUGCGAAUAUUGUUCAGGUCUUCAAGAAGGCUCAGCCGAGUCCGUUUUCUUACACGGCCGAGAUCCGAAGUGCGCUCGAGAAAGGCUCGCGGCUUAUUUCGUCUCUUAUGCUAAAGCUGUAUACUAAGGGUGACGCCUCCAGAGGAGGAUAUGGCGAGACUAUCCACACUACUCUCCCAUUCGUGAGGGCCGACCUACCGAUCGCCAUUGUCUUUAGAGCUCUAGGUGUCGUCAGUGACGAGGAGAUUUUAAACCACAUUUGCUACGACCGUAAUGACAGCCAGAUGCUUGAGAAGCUACGCCCUUGCAUCGAAGAAGCAUUUUGCAUUCAAGACCGCGAAGUGGCGUUAGACUACAUUGGAAAGCGUGGAAGGCAGUCCCACAACGUAGCGCGUGAUCGUCGUGUUAGAGCUGCUAAGGACAUUCUGCAGAAAGAGAUGCUCCCGCAUAUCUCCCAAACCGAAGGUUGCGAAACGAGAAAGGCCUUUUUCCUAGGCUAUAUGGUUCACAAGCUCCUCCAAUGUGCUCUCGGUCGACGUGACACCGACGAUCGCGAUCACUUUGGUAAGAAACGCCUUGACCUUGCAGGCCCUCUCCUUGCGAAGCUAUUCCGGAAUAUUGUUCGACGGUUAGUCCAGGAGAUCACAAAUCACCUCAGACGUUGUAUCGAUUCAGGCAGGCGUUUCCAGAUUGAGCUCGCCGCCAAGCCUGCUAUUGUAACCAACGGGCUGAAGUACUCUCUCGCCACAGGCAACUGGGGUGACCAGAAGAAGGCGAUGAGCUCCACAGCUGGUGUAUCGCAAGUUCUGAACCGAUACACGUUCGCCUCGACUCUUUCUCAUUUAAGGCGCACGAACACGCCUAUCGGAAGAGACGGGAAACUCGCGAAGCCUCGACAACUUCACAAUACCCAUUGGGGCCUGGUCUGUCCGGCUGAAACGCCCGAAGGCCAAGCUUGUGGUUUGGUGAAGAAUUUGUCGCUUAUGUGCUCUAUCAGCGUGGGUACGUCAACAGAUCCUAUCGUAGACUAUAUGAUUACUAGGAAUAUGGAAGUCUUGGAGGAAUAUGAACCGAUGAGAUACCCCAAUGCCACCAAGAUCUUUCUUAACGGAUCUUGGAUCGGUGUGCACCAGGAUCCCAAGUCUCUAGUUAGAGACGUUCAGCAACUUCGUCGGGCCAACCAGAUCCCCUCUGAAGUAUCGCUGGUUCGCGACAUCCGUGAUCGCGAGUUCAAAAUCUUCUCGGAUGCUGGUCGUGUCAUGCGGCCCUUAUUUGUUGUGCAGCAAGAGGAUAAUCCCGAGGCUGGUACUACGAAGGGCUCGCUAGCUAUCAAUAAGGAGAUGAUCGGGAGGCUGGAGGCGGAUGUCGAUGUAGACCCUGAAAGCGAGGGGUACUUUGGCUGGCAGGGUCUGGUCAACGAGGGUGUUAUCGAGUACCUCGAUGCCGAAGAAGAAGAAACGGCUAUGAUUUGCAUGACCCCUGAAGAUUUGGAAACCUACCGGAUGAGCAAGCUCGGAUACGAUGUGUCCCAGGAUAAUGGAGAUGAGAUUAAUAAGCGGCUCAAAACUAAGGUGAAUCCUACAACGCACAUGUAUACGCAUUGUGAGAUUCAUCCUAGCAUGCUCCUGGGUAUCUGCGCGAGCAUUAUUCCCUUCCCGGACCACAAUCAGUCUCCCAGAAACACUUACCAGUCGGCUAUGGGUAAGCAAGCCAUGGGAUUUUAUCUUACCAACUACAACCGCCGUAUGGAUACUAUGGCGAAUAUUCUCUACUACCCCCAGAAGCCGUUAGGUACGACUCGUUCUAUGGAAUUUUUAAAGUUCCGAGAACUUCCAGCCGGUCAGAAUGCCAUUGUGGCUAUUGCCUGUUACUCGGGAUACAACCAGGAAGAUUCUGUAAUCAUGAACCAGAGCAGUAUAGAUCGAGGCCUCUUCCGAAGUCUCUUCUUCCGAUCGUACAGCGACUGCGAAAAACGGGUGGGUAUCAACACAGUGGAGACGUUUGAAAAACCAUUCCGGGCGGACACGCUACGUCUCAAGCAAGGCACAUAUGACAAACUCGACGAUGAUGGUAUCGUCGCUCCUGGUGUCCGUGUCUUGGGAGAGGACAUCAUCAUCGGAAAGACGUCACCAAUCAAUCCGGAUAACGAGGAGAUGGGCCAGCGCACCAAGGUACAUGUCAAGCGUGAUGCAUCUACGCCUCUUCGUAGUACCGAGACCGGUAUUAUUGAUUCCGUCAUCCUCACUACGAACCCCGACGGUUUACGCUAUGUUAAAGUGCGAGUUCGAACCACUAAGAUUCCUCAAAUCGGAGAUAAGUUCGCUUCUCGUCACGGACAGAAAGGAACUAUCGGUGUCACGUUCCGCCAGGAAGACAUGCCCUUUACCCGCGAAGGCAUCGUCCCCGAUAUCAUCAUUAACCCCCACGCCAUCCCCUCGCGAAUGACCAUUGCUCACUUAAUCGAGUGUCUGCUUAGUAAAGUCUCCACCCUUAAGGGAAUGGAGGGAGACGCUACGCCGUUUACCGAUGUCACUGUUGAUUCAGUGUCGAGCCUUUUACGCGAUCACGGGUACCAAUCUCGCGGCUUCGAGAUUAUGUAUCAUGGUCACACAGGACGCAAGCUCCGAGCCCAAGUCUUCUUCGGUCCCACGUACUACCAGCGUCUCAGACAUAUGGUAGACGACAAGAUCCACGCGCGUGCGCGUGGUCCCGUGCAGAUAAUGACCCGACAACCCGUCGAAGGUCGUGCUAGGGAUGGAGGUCUCCGUUUCGGAGAAAUGGAACGUGACUGUAUGAUAGCUCACGGUGCCGCCUCUUUCCUCAAGGAGCGUCUGUUCGAGGUUUCAGACGCCUUCAGAGUCCACGUCUGUGAGAUUUGUGGUCUGAUGACUCCUAUUGCUAUAUUAAGCAAGGGUUCAUUUGAGUGCCGCCCAUGCAAGAACAAGACCAAGAUUGCACAGGUUCACAUCCCGUACGCGGCCAAGCUCCUCUUCCAAGAGCUUCAGGCUAUGAAUAUCGGGACCCGCCUGUUCACCGACCGUUCUGGCGCUAGCAUCCGUUAA
Daldinia childiae is the source of this 3777-nucleotide messenger RNA. Its product is annotated as DNA-directed RNA polymerase II subunit RPB2. Gene Ontology annotation, molecular function: ribonucleoside binding; DNA-directed RNA polymerase activity; DNA binding. The coding region runs from base 1 to 3777 and encodes 1258 amino acids. The record is from RefSeq and is a predicted model, not a curated record. Gene Ontology annotation, cellular component: RNA polymerase II, core complex. Lineage: Eukaryota; Fungi; Ascomycota; Sordariomycetes; Xylariales; Hypoxylaceae. The transcript is spliced from 3 exons. Gene Ontology annotation, biological process: DNA-templated transcription.